AUGGAACCCACCACUACUACUACUACUACUACUACCACCACCACCAAACCCAUCACGCAACCCCUCAAUGCAGAGGAUUCCAAACUGGACCACCUCUUUCCUCCUCCUGCUACUGUCAUUACUACUCAGUCGAUGGAGACUACUCCCGCUGCUGAUACUUCUCUCAAGACAAACACGGGGGCUAAUACGAAGAGAUGUCAGUCCAAAAGACUUCCACCACCACCAUUUGGCAAGACGACAUCCGACAACGACAACGACAACGACAAAGGAAGUAAGGAGAGUAAUAAUAAUAAUAACAACAAUAACAAUAACAAUAACAAUACAGAGGCGUAUAAUGCCUUUUGGGGCAAGUUGAUUGGGAUUACACCCGACAACAACAACAACGACAAAAGCAAGGAGAAUAAUGAUAAUGAUAAGAAUGAAAAUGAUGAUGAAAAUAAUAAUGAAAAUAAUGAUACAGAGGCGUAUAAUGCCUUUUGGGGCAAGUUGAUUGGGGUUGUCCUGCCGAAGGAUGGUGGUGAUUAG
Messenger RNA from Neurospora crassa OR74A, 525 nucleotides. RefSeq lists its product as hypothetical. The transcript has a single exon. NCBI's taxonomy places the organism in Eukaryota, Fungi, Ascomycota, Sordariomycetes, Sordariales, Sordariaceae. The record is from RefSeq and is a predicted model, not a curated record. Bases 1 to 525 code for a protein of 174 amino acids.